Hymenoscyphus albidus is the source of this 1482-nucleotide messenger RNA. The record is from the annotation of a GenBank genome assembly. Lineage: Eukaryota; Fungi; Ascomycota; Leotiomycetes; Helotiales; Helotiaceae.
AUGUUGGACGAGAACCUCCCUACCUUUUAUGUCAAGGCUGCGACGUCCGAUAACCCGCUCUCGAGCGUCAUCUACUUGAGCCAAAAUGCCUCGGAGCUCAUGCCUCAAUACUCUCUUCGGAGACCAGAUCCCGCCCUGCCGGCCUCGAAAAACUGCUACGCUGUAGCGCUGUAUGAUUCCUACAGCCCGGAAGUUCUAUAUGCUGAAGUACUAGUGCAGCCAGAGUGGUCUCAACCGACACUUUCAGCGGCCGAAGUUCGCGCUGCAAAUGGGGUCCCCGCGCCUCCAGUACCCAUUGUUCCAACGUCCUUCGUAAUCCAGCUGUACAAUCCAGAUCAACAGGUCAAGGUGCGCCAGAUACCGGGGACAUGGAAUCGAUCGGAAUACUGGGAGUUUGAAAUGCCACAAUCCAGCUUUCGACUUCCAUCUGCCUCUGCGUUGGACCGGAUCCAGGAUGAUCCAGCAGCUUCCGAUAUCACACCCAAAGUCUCAUUCAAGUGGAAGAAAGAUGGAAAACUGACCAGGGAUAUCUCUUGCUAUCUAUCGGGGAAAACUACGGACGGGAAGAAGAGCAAGGAACCAGAUAUCAUUGUCGCCAUGUACAAGGCGGGGAAAGAUCAGAAUUCCCUUACGCUCUACCAACCAAAUAUGUACCGAGUGGAUGUCGAAGAUGUGAAAGGCUUGGAGGUCGUAUUUCUGUUGGGUGCGGCAGUGAUAAAAGAUAUCUUUUUCAAUGCCAGUCGAGAAAUGUUUAACAUUGGCAGUCCACCCACAGCACACAAGCGGAAGAAUAGCGGACCUGUGAUAGGGGGUCGUAAGAACAGUGGGAAUAAUUCUGCUAUGAUGUCGGGAGGUGUAUCUACAAGCCCACCACGAACGAGCAAUAUCCCACCCUCUCAAAUUCCACCACAGAAACCAAAUCAAAGACCACAACAAACUCAACCAACAACCUCUCGGCCUCCUACCGCGGACCCUAGAACCCAAUGGGAGAUCGAUGCCGAAACCGCACGUCUCAAAGCCAUCGUAGCAGAAGAAGAGCGCAAAGAAAAACUACGCGAGAAGGAGGUUCUUCGAGAGCAGCGACGCAUCAAGAAGAUGCUCGAAGAAGAAGACCGCGCGCGACUCCGCAAAGAAGCCGAAGUCGCCCGCGAAACCGAGCGCUUGAGGAAACAAUACGGCGUACCAGCCGCUCCACCUCCUCAAAAACAGCCUCAACGUGUGCAAUUCCAGCAACAUCCUCCUCUACCAGUCCGUCCUCAUUCGAAUUCUCUAGGCAAUCGUCCGGGGUUGUCACAACAGCAAAGUGCACCACAUACUCAACCACAGCCGUACCAGAGACCGAUGAGUACUUCUUCGGUCAGUCAGAAUAGUCCGUAUCUUGCGCCGACUUCUCAGGGCUUGGGAGCCAGCGCGAGUGGGUUCUUUAGUAACCUGGCGCAUGGUGGGAAGAAGGUGCAGAAAAAGAGGAGUGUUUUCUUUUGA